AUGAAUUCUGAAAAUGAGAAAGACACCUUAAGACCUAGUAGUGUCGCUGUUGUAGGUGGAGGACUUGUCGGUACUCUUGCAGCAAUUUACUUUGCAAAACGUGGUUGGUCAGUCAGUUUAUUUGAACUUCGUAAAGAUGUUAGGAUUCCAGAGAAUAAAAAUAAUGUUAUAAACAAAUCAAUCAAUUUAGCACUUUCAACAAGAGGAUUAAGUGCAUUGGCUGAAGUUGGAUCAGAUUUUGUGAAAAAGGUUUUGGAUAGUGGACUUCCGAUGAAAGGUAGAAUGAUUCAUGUAGAUGGUAAUGGUAAUAACACUAAACUUGUUAGUAACAUAUAUGAUGUUGUUUAUAAGAGAUGCAUAUAUUCAGUAGAAAGAACAGCUCUCCUUGAAUUAUUAUUGGAUACAGCUCAAACAUUUGAUAAUGUUAAAAUAUAUUUUGAGCAUCAAUUGAAAAGUUGUGAUUUUGAUAAUGGUUCACUUCAAUUUAAAAUUAGGCAAGAAAUGAAUUUUAAAUACAAUGCUGAUUUGAUAAUAGGAGCUGAUGGUGCUCAUUCUAUUGUUAGAAAUCAAUUAAUGCGUGUUGUCAGGUAUGGACUAGAAGAAGAAUAUGCAAUUGAUCCGAAUUAUUUACAUAUUUGGCCAAGACAUUCAUUUAUGAUGAUAGCUUUACCAAAUAAGAAUCGUGUUGUAAUAUUAGGUGAUGCAGCUCAUAGUAUGGUUCCUUUUUUUGGGCAAGGUAUGAAUUGUGGAUUCCAAGAUGUUGAAGCACUUGAUAAGAUUUUUGAACAAUACAAGAUUUCGCCUUUUAGAAACAACAACAAUGUUGAUGACGAUAAUAAAAUUGCAAAGGCUUUAGAAAUUUAUACUACACUUCGUCAUCCUGAUGCGAUAGCCAUAUGUGAUUUAGCAAUGUAUAAUUAUAUUGAAAUGAGAAGUAAUGUUAUAAAUCCUUGGUUUUUGAUAAGAAGAAAAUUAGAAAAUUACAUGCAUCGAUUAUUUCCUCAAAGAUUUUUGCCAUUGUAUCAGAUGGUCACAUUUUCAACUAUGAGAUAUUCUGAAGCAAUAAAAAAAUGGAAAAAUCAAAAUUUUUGGCUUAAUACUGCAGGAAUAAAUUUGAUGAUAAUUUUUUUGAUAUUAUUAUUAAAACAAUAUAGGUUCAGAAAGGGAGCUCAGAAAAAAGAACCCCUUGUUUACAAUUACAGGCCACGUGCAAGUACACCUAUUACAUUAUAUAAUAGAACACAUGCAUCUUUUCAAACAAGUUGUCACCAAAUUGAAAUUAUGAAAGAUGACUGUGGAUCGGUCAUAGAGUCAGUUGAAUUGAUGGCGAAAGUUUUCAAAUAUGAAAAUGAAAGACAUCUAAUUAUCUUAAUGAACCUGUUGAUACCGCUUCCUGCCAACCAUCAAGAAGCUGAUAUAGGCUCUGUUGUUAUCAUUGUACUCUUUGUUGGAGAAAUAAAAAAUGAGAUUGGGGAAGGGAAUUGA
Entrophospora candida is the source of this 1485-nucleotide messenger RNA. The record is from the annotation of a GenBank genome assembly. Lineage: Eukaryota; Fungi; Glomeromycota; Glomeromycetes; Entrophosporales; Entrophosporaceae.